This is a messenger RNA of Xiphophorus hellerii (green swordtail), 1932 nucleotides long. RefSeq names its product RAN guanine nucleotide release factor (gene rangrf). Gene Ontology annotation, molecular function: transmembrane transporter binding; sodium channel regulator activity; guanyl-nucleotide exchange factor activity. The transcript has 2 exons. NCBI's taxonomy places the organism in Eukaryota, Metazoa, Chordata, Actinopteri, Cyprinodontiformes, Poeciliidae. Gene Ontology annotation, biological process: heart contraction; regulation of membrane depolarization; protein import into nucleus. The record is from RefSeq and is a predicted model, not a curated record. Bases 203 to 841 code for a protein of 212 amino acids. Gene Ontology annotation, cellular component: nucleus.
AAAGCCUUUGAUAAAAUAUAGGUUUAAUAUUGCUUUCCUUCCAGAUUUCUUAGUUUCAAUCUGUCUACUGUUGCUCAGUUUGUCAGAAUUUUAGCAGCACGUUUGGCGCUCCACGUCCUCCUCGCCUUUAGGGGGCAGCAGAACGCCUGUUGAACACAUAGGAACCAAAACACGAAGCAGAGCAAAGGUUGAACCAGAGUGCAUGUGGAUAUUUUUGCACGAUUACGCCGCAUCUGUCUUUAUCCCUAACAGUGAGAUGCAGACCGCAGCAGGAGUGGGCUCUCCUCAGCUUCGCCCUCUAUUUGGCGGAGCUCUGUCGGCGGUCAUCCCCUACAACGUCACCGACAUUAGCGAGCUGAGGGAGAUCCCGGACAACCAGGAGGUGUUCGCCCACCCCCACACCGACCAGAGCCUGAUCGUGGAGCUGCUGGAGUACCAGGGCCAGGUGGCCGACCAGGACGCAGCCAGGUACCACUUUGAGGACAUCGCGGGCAGCAACAAAGCUCAGGAGCCAGGAGCCUUCGAAGUGAGUAGUGUUGCGGCCCUACCCAAAGCCGAGGUGUCCCUGCCGGAGUGCAGCAGCGCCUGGAUGCUGAAGGGGACACAGUGUGUGUCCAAGUUCAACGAAGAGGCCAGGAACACGGUGAGCAUCCACUUGGGUCUGCUCCGCCUGCCGCAGUUCUCCACAGAUAUCCUGAUAACCUUCAACGACCCGCAGAGCAUCAGCCCCGACAGCAGCAGCGCCUCUGCAGCGCUGACGCACAGAGAGCCGUGGACCGUGGACGACUUCCGGCGCACUUUACUGUCUCUGACUUUGCACGACCCUGGCCUGUUUGGCUAGAACUUUCACUUCUUGCACCACCAGACUCGGACUAUUUAUUGUUUUUCUCUCACACACGUUAUAGACAAGACAUGAUUUUAAGAACCAGACAUUAUAGGUGAAAUACGGUCUCCUUUUUUUCUGGCAGGCAAAUUAAAUUAUAAUCAAACUUCUUGUCAUGUGGUCAUAGCUUUUGUUGUAAAUGAUGUUUCAUGUAACUCUGACCUAUGAAUGACUGGCACGCAGACGUCCCCUUUAAUAUCCAUCCUAUUCAGUAUUAAAAACGACAUGCUUGUAUAAUUUAAUAUACUUUAUCUAUCUGAAUAAGCCUGAUAGAAGUUCAUAAUUAAAAAGAAUAAGACGCUUAAAAAAAGCACUAAGUUUGUCCCACUGUAGCAUGCCAGCUACAGUUGCAAAAGCAUCAGUUUGUUGAGAUUUUGUAAACCACAAACUUCAGUUUGUUUCCUAGAAUCUUAUGCAACACACCACCUCACGUUAGUGCAUAAUUGUUGAGUGAAAGGGAAAUUAUGUGUUCAUCUUCAUUGCUAUUUCGAUCCCCGUAAACAGAACCCAGUGCCACUAAUUGACUUCAGAAGUAGCGUAUGUAAAUUAUCCUUACUAGAAUAACUCCAGUUCUUCUGUGAAGGCCUGAGAGGUUUGCUAGAGAACAAGCAACAUCAUGAAGAUCAAGCAACUUCAGACAGUUAAGGGAGAAAGUUGUGGCAAAGUUUAAAGCCAAGUUAAGUUCUUCAUUCCAAAUUUUGGACAUCUUACGAAGAAUUCUUUAAAAUAUCUAAAAACAUAAAAAGUUCAAGAACACUGAAAUCCUAAAGACCCACAGUUGUCCAAAAAGAAAAAAAAAACACGAUGGAAGGUGUUUUGGUCAGAUAAGAUCAAGACAAUUUUUGAUCAACAUCCCAAAUGAUGUAAAUGUAGAAACACUAACACUGGGCUUUUAUUUGAUCAUUUAUAAUUCUAGUUUAUUGUCACAAUAAAUUCCAGUUAAUGUUUAGAAGAAACAAAAAACCAACUACCUGUAUUGUCAGGAUUGUUAGGUUUACUGUUUUCUCCACCAUUUGUUCAAUGGGAUCAAUAAAGUAUUUUUGAAUAAA